UAAGUCUAGGAAACACAGACAUAGAUCUAUAGUUCAGUGCUUUUGAAGAGCUCUUCUUUUACUACCAACGUACGCAUGCGUACAACCAAUGUUUACUUGGAAUCCAAGAUGGCUGGCAAAAAAGGGAAGCGAACGACUAAAGGAGAUACCCUGAAAAAAGUUGUGCCACCCACUGUAUUAAUUGCAUCGCUAUUUAAUGAAACAAUCCCAGCUGUAAUGACUCAAUCGAAAGCUGGUAAAAGUUCAAAAUCAAAAGCCCCCAAGACAGGCAUACCAGGCAUUUUGGGGAAGCCUACUUCUCCUAGAGAUGAGUUCAGCGAGCCAGAAAGCAGUUUGUUCGACUACCAGCAAAUGGAUGAGGCCGGGUAUUCAACUGUUGGUUUUGGCACAUGGCCAGCAAACAAAAGGCAGCAAAAAAAGGAUUCCAGGCCAGAUUUUCGACCCUCUGGACUUUAUUCUACCCCAGGUGACCUAGAGUUUUUAGGACAAGGUGACUCAAGCCAAAUUGGCAAUGUGUCUGACCUUUAUGCCACCCCAAUGAAGAAAAACAAAGGAAAAGGAAAAGGGAAGUCUACUCCUGUUGUUGAUGAGACUGACUCUAUGUCAAUGUCAAGGACACAGCAAGAUGUACAGACUGAACUGAAAAAGAUUUACAACAUGCCACCAGAGCCCAAUGACUUUAUGACAAAAGAUGUCCGCACCAAUUCGCCGCAGAUGUAUCCAGGAAGCACUCCAGCAGACAGUGGCCGUGGCUCAAGCAGACCACUCAGUGUAGAGGAAGGUGAGGGUGGGAGGAGCCCAGAGCUCAUUAGCAUAACUGACCCUGUGACAAGAAGCAGCAAGAAGGCAGUGCAAGGGUCAACAGUGAUGGAAUCUCAUCCUCAAGACAAAGUAGAUGCUAAGAAACCCAUCCUUCUGGAUAACAGCGUUGUGGAAGAGCUGAUUGUAGCCAGUAAAAAAGGUGGACAAUCUCUGCAGAGCAGGACUCCCAGAGGAAGUGAGAUGGAGGUUCUGGAACUUAAAGCUCACAAUGAAGAAUUGCUCUCUGAAAUUCAUUCUCUAAGAGAUGUGGCAGAGGCUAUAAGGGAUGGAAGUGUAGAUGGUGCCAAAGAGUUAUAUGUGCAGCGACAACUGAAAGAUGAAAACGAGACCCUGAAGUCUACAGUUCACCGCUUGAAUGUGUCACUCAGCGAGAUGGAAGCUAAAUAUAGACCUGUUGACAGUGCACAAGUUAAACAGGCUAUUGAAGUUCAUGGUCUUCCCCCACAAGGUCCUGUGCCAUCAUGGCUGAUUAGCACCAAAUACCUGGCUCCUUUAUUCCUGGCCUAUGAUGACCAACUGGAAGCUAAAGAUCAAGUUCUUAUUGAGUGCAAGAAAGAACUGGCAACCCUCAAGAAAAAAACUGAAGAAAUUCUGAAAGAAAAUGAGCGACUGAGGAUAUCAGGGGGUCCUGGAGACAGGUUAGAAUGGCAACAACUCCAGGAGCAGGCCAGGUCUGUCUUGGAAGAGAACCAGGUGCUACUGGAACAGCUGGAGGUGCAGGCCAACAAGUCUAGGGACAUCCAUAAUGCACACAUGGCUGAAAUUUCUAGAAUGUCAAGGAAAGUUUCUUUAAGUGAGGCUGAGAAAGCUGACACUGAACGCCAGCUUGAAGAGUUGAGGGUUCGAUUCCGUGAGCUCAAGCACAAGCAUGAUCAGAUGACCCUUGAACUGGGCUCACAAGUUAAUGUCCACACACACAUCAACACCAUAGCAGACCUUAAAAGAUGUUUGACUGAGGAGCAAGAAAAAUGUCAGAUUGAAAUUGAAGCAGUGAAUAUAAAACUAAAGGCCUCAGAAGAAGAAAGAAAGAGACAAGCUAUGCACAUCAUAGAACUGACAGCAGAGAAUAAAAGAUUAAAGAUAGAAAUGAAGGCCAUGCAGAAGUCAGUCAAACAAGCUCAACAGAAAAUGGCCGUCCUUCAUCAAGCUAUAGAACUGUCGGAUGACAAGGAGAAGAUAACUCAGGAGCAGUUGGCAAACGUGAUCAAAGUAGCAGAAAAAGUUGCUCUGGAGAGAGAUACUGUUUACAAAGUAGCCAGAGAGCAGCAGGAGGAAAACAAGCAGACGGUGAACAAAAUGAUGCAUGGAACUUUAACUGUUGGGAAAAUGGAAGAAAAACUUAAACUAUAUCGGCUAAAGGCAUCGGCUAAACUAAACACUAUUGCAGAAAGACUAAAAGAACAAGAUGAGGCUUUUAAUCAUCAGAAGAAAGAGUAUGAAAGAGAAAUUCACUAUCUUAGACUGUUGGUGAAAGAAAAAGAAGAAAUCAUUGAAUCUUUAGAAAAAGAUAAAAAAUUUGUAGAAAAAGAUUUAGAGUCAAUGUGGCAAGCUGCCAACUCUGAGAACAAACGGGUGAAAGAAAUACUUCUGUGUGGUUCCAGAAAGCUUUGUGACCAUAUACACCUAACAGAUGCACUCAAAGAUGAAAUAGAAAAAGAAGAACUGCUGCAUUUUUCAGAUGAUGACUCUGCUUAGCAGUGAGAAUAGGAAUAUUAUAUAGUUUUUGAAUCUAUUUUUAACCACAUUUUUUUUAGUGGUGGAAAAUGUAUAAAAAAUGAUCCAAUCCUGAAGCCAAACGAGUUAUUUAUUACCCAACUCCUAUCGAUGCUUGUAUAUUUUUUUGCUAAAUAGAAUUUGAUGCCCAUUUUAAAUAUAAAAUCCUAAAUAUAAAAAGGAAUAUUUAUGGAGGAGGAUCAUUUCACUCUGUACUUCAACAAUGGCUGCAUUGAACAAAAAUUGCACUAUUAGAUUUUUGCCUUAUUCUUUCCACAUAGGAGAUAAAGGCUUUACAACUCAGGGCCAAGUGCCUACUCAUGUGAUAUGUAUAUAAAAUGUUUUUAAAAUAUUUUUUGAAAACUUAAAAAUUGUGUACCACAAGUACUUGUGGCUGAAGAAUUUUUAUCUUAGUGACAGAAAAUACAAUUUUUAAAUAUUUUUUUUGCAAAUGUCUUUUAUUUUUUUUUACAAAGCUUAUAUCAACUCAUUCUGUCUGUCUGUCUUGUAUAAAGUUUGUUCACAUUAUUUCUCCCACACCCAAUCACAGAUCAGGUUGAAAUGUUGCACAAUUAUUUCUAGUACCCUGAAAAAUCAAGAAUCAGUUGUUUUUUUAAUUACCAGUAACUUAUUAGUUAAUUAAAUUAACUAUUGGUAAUUAAUUAUUUUGUUUGGUAUCAAACAAGGGAGAGAAUUUAUACUUGACAGAUGUGGUGGUAUAAUUUGAAUUAGUCCCCUUUACACUAUGUAGUUUUUUUAACUAGAUGAUUUUAUAAGCACUUCACUGACACUGUUGUUAUUGUACCUACUUGAGGAGGUUUGAGCCCUUAAGUUCAAUAUAUAUGAAAUGCAUUUAAAAAUUGAUCACCAUAACAUUUAGCCAGAUACCUCCCUCUUUCUACCCCUCCCCUCCUUUCCCAACUGGUCCAGACAAGUAAUUGGAUCAUAGCGCAUUGAGAAAGUUAAAAGCAUGAAAUUGCAAAACAAAAACAAUUGGUAAAAAUAUUUCUAAUCGCACAGAUUUAUUAUUGUUCGUCUAGAAGUAUUUCAAAUUAAUUAACUGACUGAUCCUAACUCAUUAAUACAAUUACACUUAAGCUUUUUUUUUUUAAAAAAAAAUAUUUUUCUUGUUUGUUUAUGGUUAGGGGGUUGGCUGAAUUGUAGAUAGUUAAGCGUCUUGAGAUUGAGAAUUGUGGUGAUCAGAAUUUCCAUUCUGGUUGAGAUCAACCAAGUUUUUUUUCUUACUGUUUGGGUUGGUGAGCAUCCAGGUUUAAUUUCAAUUCACAAACUUGACAUAAGAACAUUUAAGAUCAUAACAACUUUAAUCAGCCAUCUUGGCUACCAGAGUUGUGUCCCCUAUGCAUGGGCAGCACAACUCUUCCUACUCUAUACAGUAUCCCUAAAAGUGUGUGUGUGUGUGGGGGGGGGGUAAUAGACAAUAUUAUGUGGGUUACUGAAACAUAACAUUGCAUCAACACUGGUACUGGUAACUGACUUGGGUUGGUGAAUAUUCAGGUUUCACAUUGUCCUGGCCACAUAACACCUGUGUUGAAGUAGGAAACUUCAAUGUGCCUCAAGGUCUUAAAGGGAAUUUUUAUCUUAGAAUUAACUGUUUCCUUUUUGCUUUACCAUUGGAUUUGGGUAUCAUAAUAUAAAAUGUCCUUUUCUAGAAUGGCAUCAUUGUAAAGAAAAAAGUUCCAUUUCCAAACAGCUAUAACCAAAUUGCUUUUUAAUUAAUCCCAGAAAUCAAACAGGAAAAUAUAACUUUUAUUCCAAUCUGAUUCUUAUGAUUCCUUUUCAAUGGUAUACACCAUUCUAAACAUUCAUGUACAUUACUAAACUUUUUUUUUAGUCAAUGUUUCUCUGGAUCUCAAUGGUUAUUCUGUCCAUGAGUGUUUGAAACAUUUUAAUAUGUGGCUCUCAUAGAUGAGGUUGAACACUGUUUGUUUUGUUUUUUUUCAUUUUAUGUACAAGAACAUUUCAGUUUCACCAAGUAAAAAUCAAGAAAGUGAGGCAUACAUUUUUGUCUUAUGGCUGCUGUAGCUUAACAAUGUCAGAGUAGGUAAAGUUUAGUGUUGGAAAACUCUCCCCCCCCCCCCCCCCACAUUAGACUAAUUGAGACAUGGCUUGAGUUUUUAGAAUAGCUAACAGUACAUUAGAUUUAGAUCUAGAGAUUAGUACUUUCUAGUACUCAUGUUUGUACCUCCUUGCCAGUUUGUUUUGUAUUUUCCCUUUUUUCAGUUCUGUACUUAACUUUGUUGUAAACUUUGACUUCCACCUGCCUAUUGGGAGAUGUCACUCAGCUGCUGCUAACACAACCUAAGCUUGAAACUGUACAACUGCCAUUCUGAAGAAACACCCGGAACCUUUGUUCCCUUGAAAACAUUCCUUUUCAUUCUGAAGGCUCACUGUUUACCAGGGUACUAUCAAUUAGGUCAUGUGUGUCCAAAAAAAAUGUCCAAAACAGGAGUUGAUCCUGGGUUAGGCAUAAAGUACAAGUGCUAUAUUUUUUUUGCUUUCUGAAGUGUAUAUAUACUGAUGAAAUGGUCAAGACCAAUACUCGUUCACUACACUUCACCUUACAUUGGAAUUUAGAAAACGUACUAUUUCUUUUGUAUUCAAAUAUUCUUUUCCUAAAUAAUUUAUUAUGUCCUUAGAAUUUAGAAUCAAUAUUGUAAAUCUGUAACUUCAAUCUGUUAUAUGAAUUUCGCUGUAUUUUGACAUCAUUUUUUCUUAAUUGUACAUAAGUACUAUUUGACCAUAAUGCUAUUAAUUCUCUAUUUUGAUAUAUCUUUGUACAAAUAUUUUAGAAUGUGUAUAGGUCAUAAUGUAUAAUGUUAGAAAUAUUAGAUGAUUGUUGCCGUCCAUUUCUACACAAUACCAUAUGGUGCUAUACUCACAAGGUUUUAUUGGAAUUAUACUUUUGAACUCAUUAUAAUAAACUUGUCUACUGUAACUAUUGAA
Messenger RNA from Biomphalaria glabrata, 5499 nucleotides. RefSeq names its product centrosomal protein of 89 kDa-like. NCBI's taxonomy places the organism in Eukaryota, Metazoa, Mollusca, Gastropoda, Planorbidae. The record is from RefSeq and is a predicted model, not a curated record. The coding region runs from base 76 to 2517 and encodes 813 amino acids. Gene Ontology annotation, biological process: mitochondrion organization; chemical synaptic transmission; cilium assembly. Gene Ontology annotation, cellular component: ciliary transition fiber; centriole. The transcript is spliced from 22 exons.